Molecule: messenger RNA, 819 nt
Organism: Ilex paraguariensis (yerba mate)
Lineage: Eukaryota; Viridiplantae; Streptophyta; Magnoliopsida; Aquifoliales; Aquifoliaceae
Source: the annotation of a GenBank genome assembly
AUGUCCUUCACCUAUGCUAGUAUUGGAUCGGCACUUGGCUUAGCAAAAAUAGUAGAAAAUGGAGAACUGAAAGGUAGCAUUGGAGGAGUGCCAGCUUCUACUAAAGCAGAGAAAGUAUGGACAAUCUGUCAGGCGCUUGGGGACAUUGCUUUUGCCUAUCCAUUCUCGAAUAUUUUCCUUGAGAUACAGGAUUCUUUGAGGUCCCCCCCACCAGAAAAGGCCACCAUGAGGAAGGCCUCAACAAUGGCAAUCUUUAUUACAACCAUUUUCUACCUCUGCUGUGGAGGAUUUGGCUAUGGAGCUUUUGGCAAUUCUACUCCAGGAAACAUCUUGACAGGAUUUGGAUUCUACGAGCCAUAUUGGCUCAUUGACUUUGCUAAUGCUUGCGUUGUUCUACAUUUAGUUGGCGGAUAUCAGGUAUACAAUCAACCAGUAUUUGCAUUCGUCGAAAAAUGGUUUGCUGAGACAUUCCCCUACUGUGGAUUUGUGUACGAGGAUCAUUUUUUCAAGCUCCCAUCACUGCCAGCUUUUAGAUUGAAUCUCCUCAGGCUGUGUUUCCGAACUGCUUAUGUUGCAUUAACAACCGGAAUUGCGAUGAUCUUCCCUUACUUCAACCAAGUUGUGGGACUGGCCGGAGCAAUUAGCUUUUGGCCGGCGGUUGUAUACUUCCCUGUGGAGAUGUAUUUAGUGCAGAAAACAAUUGGGACUUGGACAGGCAAGUGGGUUAUGCUUCGUAGUUUUAGCCUUGUUUGCUUGGUUGUAACAUGUUUCGCCUUGGUUGGUUCAAUUAAAGGACUGAUUAAUGCAAAGUUUAGCUAA